Molecule: messenger RNA, 948 nt
Organism: Cylindrotheca closterium
Lineage: Eukaryota; Bacillariophyta; Bacillariophyceae; Bacillariales; Bacillariaceae
Source: the annotation of a GenBank genome assembly
AUGGGUGAACGUAAAGUACUCAACAAAUACAUCCCGGCAGAUUUUGACCCUACUCUAAUUCCGAGAGGAAAGAAAUUGAGCAAGAAGGAUGGAACUGUCCCAGUGCGUAUGAUGCUUCCAUUUUCGGUUCAAUGUUCUGCUUGCAACACAUUUUUGUACCGAGGAAGAAAAUUCAAUUCGAAAAAGGAGCCCAUGGGUGGUCCAGAUGGUAGAUACCUAGGUAUUCAGCGGUGGCGAUUUUAUAUCAAGUGUACGCACUGUUCUAGAACGGUAUCCUUUCUGACGGAUCCGAAGAAUGCAGAUUACGAAAUGGAAAGCGGAGGGACGAGGAAUUAUGAAGUUUAUAAGGACAAAGAGAAAACGGAAGGAGAAGCAGUGAUAGAGAAAGAAGAAGAAGAAAAAAUUGAUCCCAUGAAAGCACUAGAGAAUAGGGUGCUUGAUAGUCAGAGGGAAAUGGCGGACCUUGAUAACCUGGAAGAAAUCCGAGCCAUGAACAGGAGGCAUGCAAAACUCUUGUCAAACUCUGGUGAAGGAUUCGAUGCUGAUGCCAAGGCUGUCAUGAAGGCCCGAGAAGUAAGAGACAAGUUAGUUGAGGACAUAGAGCUCAAUGAACAUGGGAUAACAGAAGAAGAAGAGAGUUUGAUAAAAAAGAUCAAGUUUGGACAAGCAGCUUCGGCUGUGAAGCGAUUGAAUGAAGAAGACGAGAUGCUCGAAGAGAAACGCCGGCAGCGAGAAGUAGCGCUAAUGAAAAGGAAUCCAAUGAAACCUGUUACUCAAAAGACAGCGAUUCCGAAGAUCAAAGUAAAACGGAAAAAGAAGGUAGAAGUAGCAGCGCCUUCCAAAAAGGCAAAAGCAGAACUUGUUGUCAAAAGGAAACCUCCAGCAGCAGCACCUUCCAGCGGUGGGCUUGCAGGGCUUUUGGGUGACUACGGCUCGGAAUCAGAUUAG